Molecule: messenger RNA, 1357 nt
Organism: Pygoscelis adeliae (Adelie penguin)
Lineage: Eukaryota; Metazoa; Chordata; Aves; Sphenisciformes; Spheniscidae
Gene: PA2G4
Product: proliferation-associated 2G4, 38kDa
Exons: 12
Coding region: 94-1116 (340 amino acids)
Source: RefSeq, a predicted model, not a curated record
UGUCUGUGUUUGAAUCAAGGGGUCCUGCGUGCGGUGGUCGAAGAGGCGAACUCCGGAGCGUCGGUUCUCUGCCUGUGCGAGAAGGGAGAUGCCAUGAUCAUGGAAGAGACUGGCAAGAUUUUCAAGAAGGAAAAAGAAAUGAAAAAAGGUAUUGCCUUCCCAACGAGUAUAUCGGUAAAUAACUGUGUCUGUCACUUCUCCCCCCUGAAGAGUGACCAAGACUACAUCCUCAAAGACGGAGACUUGGUCAAAAUUGACUUGGGAGUCCAUGUCGAUGGCUUCAUAGCGAAUGUAGCACACAGUUUUGUCAUAGACGCCUCAAAGGAAAACCCUGUGUCAGGCCGUAAAGCUGAUGUCAUCAAGGCGGCUCAUCUCUGUGCUGAAGCUGCUCUGCGCUUGGUAAAGCCUGGAAACCAGAACACACAAGUGACAGACGCAUGGAACAAAAUAGCCCACUCGUUUCACUGCACGCCGAUCGAAGGGAUGCUGUCGCACCAGCUGAAACAGCAUGUGAUCGAUGGAGAGAAAACAAUCAUCCAGAACCCUACAGACCAGCAAAAGAAGGACCAUGAAAAAGCAGAAUUUGAGGUCCAUGAAGUUUACGCUGUUGAUGUUCUCGUCAGCAGUGGAGAGGGAAAGGCAAAGGAUGCUGGACAGAGAACUACAAUUUACAAAAGGGACCCCUCCAAACAGUAUGGCUUGAAGAUGAAAACCUCCCGUGCCUUUUUCAGUGAGGUGGAGAGGCGCUUUGAUACUAUGCCAUUUACUCUCAGGGCAUUUGAGGAUGAGAAGAAGGCCAGGAUGGGGGUGGUGGAAUGCGCCAAACACGAGCUGCUCCAGCCUUUCAAUGUCCUCUACGAAAAGGAAGGAGAGUUUGUUGCACAGUUCAAAUUCACAGUGCUUUUAAUGCCCAACGGUCCCAUGAGGAUAACCAGCGGCCCCUUUGAACCGGAACUCUACAAGUCGGAGUUUGAGGUGCAAGAUGGAGAACUGAAGGCCCUUCUACAAAGUUCUGCAAGCCGGAAGACCCAGAAAAAGAAGAAAAAGAAGGCCUCCAAGAACGCAGAGAACGCCACCACGGGAGAGACGGCGGAAGAGAACGAGGCUGGCGACUGAGCAGCUCCCGCUCCCUCCAUGUAGCACCCAAUUCACACACACUCGCCCCUUUUCCCCCCAAAAACAGAAGCAAAAUAAUCUAGCACUGUUUGUCUCUUACGACCAAACCGCAAACAGUCUGGACUUCCCACUGACUACAACCAGCUCCUAUUGACUUUGCCAAUGAGGGAGGAUUCUCUCAGCCACUUCAGACUACUUAAAAAAGAAAGCAGAAAAAUAAAAUCAGGAGUAAAAGCUAGUC